Molecule: messenger RNA, 5409 nt
Organism: Neltuma alba
Lineage: Eukaryota; Viridiplantae; Streptophyta; Magnoliopsida; Fabales; Fabaceae
Biological process (GO): protein phosphorylation; recognition of pollen
Cellular component (GO): plasma membrane
Molecular function (GO): protein serine/threonine kinase activity; ATP binding
Source: RefSeq, a predicted model, not a curated record
AUGGCCAUCCUUCCUUCUAUGCUUGUUCUUGCCAAUAUGCUUCUAUCAAUCUCUGUAUUGGUCUCUGCAACUGACAUCAUUACACGUUCUCAGCCACUUCCUGAUGAUGGAACAACCACUUUGACGUCUAAAGACGGAAUCUUUGAAUUGGGUUUCUUCAGUCCAGGUAGUUCCACAAACCGUUAUGUUGGAAUUUGGUUCAAAAGAAUCCGUCGUAGAACUAUUGUUUGGGUAGCCAAUCGAGAAAAACCAAUCAGAGACAAUUCAGGAAUGUUGAGCUUAAACACACAGGGAAACCUUGUGCUUCUUAGCCAAAAUGAAAAUAUUAUUUGGUUGGCAAAUUCAACAAGAAAGGCCUUGAGUCCAAUUGUACAGCUUUUAGACUCAGGAAACUUAGUAAUAAGAAAUGAGAAAGACCAGAGUGCCCAAAACUACUUGUGGCAAAGCUUUGACUAUCCUUCUGAUACUCUUUUACCAGGAAUGAAGUUAGGUUGGGAUGUGAAAACUGGUCUUAAUCGACGUUUCACUGCAUGGAAGAGUUGGGAUGACCCCUCACUUGGAGAUUUCACAGCAGAGCUUGUAGUUCACAAUUAUCCUGAAAUAGUUUAUUGGUGGGGUCAAAAAGAGUAUUUUAGAAUUGGCCCUUGGAAUGGUCUUGGAUUUAGUGGUGCCCCUAGAACGAAGAAAAAUUGGAUUGAUGAUUUGAAGUUUGUCUCUAACAAGGAUGAGGUGUAUUUCACAUAUGCUCCUAGAAAUGAUUCACUGAUUUUAAGGCGGGUCUUGAACCAGACGACAUAUUCAGUUGAGACCUAUAUAUGGAUUGAAAAUGAAAAAAGUUGGAGCACUUUCGUUUAUCUGCCAAUGGAUAGCUGUGAUAGAUAUAAUCGUUGUGGUCCAUACGGAAAUUGCAUCAUUGAUGAGACGCCAGUCUGUCAGUGCUUGAAAGGGUUCAAGCCAAAAUCACCAAGAAAUUGGGAAGUAAUGGAUUGGACCCAAGGAUGUAUUCGUAGUGAAUCAUGGAGUUGUAAGGUUAAAAAAAGAGACAAUUUUCUCAAAUUUAGUGGGUUGAAAUUGCCAGACACAACACAUUCUUGGGUUAACGCAAGUAUGACACUUGAAGAGUGCAAAGCCAAAUUGGAAAAUUGUUCUUGUACAGCUUAUGCUAAUUCCGAUAUCAGCGGAGGAGGUAGUGGGUGUGCCAUCUGGUUUGGAGAUCUAAUUGACAUGAAACGUAUUUCGGAUCCUGAUCAAGUUAUUUAUAUUCGCCUUGCUGCUCCAGAAACAGCUGAACAGGAAGAUGUAGACAGAAACAAGAUCAUGGUGAUUGUUAUGACAAGUACUAUUUUAAUGGCUGUGGUGUUUUCUUUUGCUUCCUUCUAUAUUUACAACAGCAGAACCAAGUUUAAAGGAAAUCAUGUUGAUGGCCCUGAAGGAGACAUAGAGCUUCCUUUCUUUGACUUUGCUGUAAUAGUUAGUGUUACUAAUAACUUCUCCAUUGACAACAAGCUUGGCCAAGGUGGUUUUGGACCUGUGUACAAGGGUAUCUUGCCUAAUGGGCAAGAGAUUGCUGUCAAGCGACUUUCACAGAGUUCUAAUCAAGGAAUUAAAGAAUUUCAGAAUGAAGUAUUGUGUGCCAAACUUCAACACCGAAAUCUCGUUAAGGUUCUUGGUUGCAUCCAAGGAGGAGAGAAAAUGCUCAUAUAUGAAUACAUGCCCAAUAAGAGCUUAGAUUCAUUAAUUUUUGGUUCUAUUACUCAAAGUAAACUAUUAGAUUGGUCCAAGCGCUUUCAUAUUAUAUGUGGAAUUGCUCGUGGGCCUAUGUAUCUUCAUCAAGAUUCCAGAUUGAAGAUUAUUCAUUGGGAUAUUAAAGCUAGUAAUAUAUUAUUAGACAAUGAAUUGAAUCCAAAAAUAUCGGAUUUUGGCUUAGCAAGAAUCUUUGGAGGAGAUCAAGUUGAAGAGAAUACAAAUAGAGUGAUUGGAACAUAUGGUUAUAUGGCACCCGAAUAUGCUAUUGAUGGUUUAUUCUCUACCAAAUCUGACGUAUUUAGUUUUGGAAUAUUACUAUUGGAAAUAGUGAGUGGAAUGAAAAAUAGAGGGCUCUCCCACCCAAACCAGAGUCUUAAUCUCAUUGGACAUGCAUGGUGGUUGUGGAAAGAUGGCAUCCCACUAAAGUUGAUUGAUGCAAAUUUGAGGGAAUUUUGUAUUGCAUCAGAAGUAUUGCGAUGCAUCCAUAUUGGCCUUCUUUGUGUACAACAUCAUCCUGGAGAUAGGCCAGAUAUGGCUUCUGUGGUUGUGAUGUUGAGUAGUGAAGUCACCUUGCCUCAACCUAAAGAACCUGAAUUCCUUUUAAACAAGACUUCAAUUAUGGGAGAAAGUUCAACUAUUUUACAAGUUCGCUGCCUGACAUGUCUAAACUAUGAUUUUUCAAGGAUCAAACGUGCGACCAAGUCACCAAUCAUCGUGCUUCUUCUUCCGACUUUGCUUGAUCAUGCGUGCAGCUCCAACAUAAUAUUAUUUCUAAUAAUGGCAAUCCUUCAUUAUUGUUUGCUACUUCUAUUUUUCAGUAAGCUUUUAUUCUUCUCGCCAUCAUUAUUGGCCACGGCAACCACCGAUACUAUUACGCAGUCUCAGCCUCUGGUUGAUGAUGGAAAAUCCACCUUGGUAUCUAAAGAUGGAAGAUUUGAACUGGGAUUUUUCAGCCCAGGUAGUUCCACAAACCGCUACGUUGGACUCUGGUACAAGAAUGUUCCAGUUAGAUAUAUCCUUUGGGUUGCCAACCGCGAAAAACCAGCCAAAGACAGGCUUGGCAUGAUGAGCAUAAACAAAGAGGGACAUCUUGUUGUUCUCAGCCAAAAUGAGACUCUUCUUUGGGUUGCAAACUCGACGACGACAACAAAGGCGUUGAUGAGUCCUAUUGUUCAGCUUUUAGACUCUGGAAACUUGGUACUAAGAGACGACAAAGACCAGAAUCCACAAAACUACUUGUGGCAAAGCUUCGACCAUUACUCUAACGUAUUUUUACCAGGAAUGAAGCUUGGAUGGGACUUGAGAACGGGUCUGAACCGGCGUUUAGUAGCAUGGAAGAAUUGGGAUGACCCUUCUCCAGGAGAUUUCACAUGUGAGCUCAUGCUUCACAGUUAUCCAGAAAUAUAUACUUGGCAAGGUCGGACAAAAUAUUACAGGAGUGGCCCUUGGAAUGGUGAUCAUUUUGUUGAUACUCCUUCAUCAAAUAAGAUGUUGCUUUAUAAUGCAACGCUUGUGUCUAACAAGGAUGAGGUGUACUACAUGUAUGUUCCCUUAAAUGAGUCAAUGGUCUCUAUCAGAGUCUUGAACCAGACAAGAAACUCUCUGCAAAAUCUCAUGUGGGUUGAAGAGGAUCAAACUUGGAAGUCUUUUGGCGAUGUUCCAAGAGACAAUUGUGGAAGAUAUAAUCUUUGUGGUGCUUUUGGAAUUUGUGCCAUUGUUGACUCAACCUUAUGCCAAUGCUUGAAAGGAUUUGAGCCAAAAUCACCUAAGAAUUGGGACAUGUAUGACUGGACAGGAGGGUGUGUUCGCAGUAAACCUUGGAGUUGUAAAGUUAAAGGCAAAGACAAUUUUGUUAAAUAUAGUAACCUUAAAUUACCAGAUACUACAUAUACUUGGGUCAAUGCAAGUAUGACACUUGACGAGUGCAAAGCCAAAUGUUGGGAAAAUUGUUCUUGCACUGCUUAUUCUUUUUCAGAUAUUAGCGGAGGAGGAAGUGGCUGUGUCAUGUGGUUUGGUGAUCUACUUGAUUUGAAUCAAAUGUCAAAUGAUGCUGGCCAAGAUCUAUAUAUUCGCCUUGCUUCUACAGAUAUAGCCAAACAUGAAGGUUCUAAUUCAUACAAGAUUAAAGUAGCUGCGAUAACGGCUACUGUUUUUGCACUUUGGAUGCUUUUGACCUCCCUCUAUAUUUAUAAGAGCAGAAGAAAAUCCAAAGAAAAUACUGAUGAAGUCCCAGAAGGAGAUAUGGACCUUCCUCUCUAUGACUUUGCUAUAAUAGCUAGUGCUACCCAGAACUUCUCAGAUGAAAAUAAGCUUGGCCAAGGUGGUUUUGGACCCGUAUAUAAGGGAACAUUAGGUGGUGGACAAGAGAUUGCUGUGAAGCGACUUUCACAAAAUUCUCACCAGGGAAUGAGGGAAUUCAAGAAUGAAGUUAUGUUGUGUGCCAAACUUCAGCAUCGAAAUCUUGCUAAAGUUCUUGGUUGCUGCAUUGGAGGAGAGGAGAAAAUGCUCAUUUACGAAUACAUGUCAAAUAAGAGUUUAGAUUCAUUUAUUUUUGGUUCGAAACUCUUAUGUUGGUUCAAGCGCUUCAACAUUCUAUGUGGAAUUGCCCGAGGACUUACAUAUCUUCAUCAAGAUUCAAGAUUAAGAAUCAUUCACAGAGAUCUCAAAGCAAGUAAUAUAUUACUAGACAAUGAUUUGAAUCCGAAAAUAUCAGAUUUUGGCUUGGCAAAAACAUUUGGAAAAGAUGAAAAUGUAGAAAAUACAAGGAGAGUUAUCGGUACAUAUGGUUAUAUGGCACCUGAAUAUGCAAUUUAUGGGUCAUUCUCCAUGAAAUCUGACGUCUUCAGCUUUGGAAUUUUAUUGCUUGAGAUAGUGAGUGGAAAGAAAAAUGGAGCAUUCUCCUUGGCAAACAAGAAUGUCAACCUUAUUGGGCUUGCAUGGAGGUUGUGGAAGGAGGGAAUCCCACUUGAAUUGAUUGAUCCACAUAUGGAAGAACCUUAUAAUGUAUCAGAAGUAUUGAGAUGCAUCCAUAUCGGUCUUCUUUGUGUGCAAAAUCAUCCUGAUGAUAGACCAAACAUGGCGUCUGUGGUUGUAAUGUUAAGCAGUGAGGGAGAUUUGCCUCAACCUAAAGAACCUGGUUUCCUCUUAGAAACAUUUCCAUACAAAAAACAUGUGUUCCAAUUCCUCAUUUCCUCCUCCUUCAGCGUCCAAGCUGAGAUCUCCACGGUUGCGCCUUCAUCAUCGCUCACAGACUCACAGUGUCAGAGGUCGCUCAUUCACCAUCGCUCACCGUCGCUCAUCAUCGAGUCACUGUUGCUCACCGUCGCUCACCCUCACUGGUUCACCGUUGCUCCUCAUCGAGUCACUGUUGCUCACUCUUUUGAAUCUGAGCUUUUAGCCUCUUGCUCGGUGCCACCGUUGAUCAAUCGCAGGCUCGCGGGUCGCAGGUUCCGCCGUCACUUCACUCGCUUGCUCCGUCGAUCACUCUCUGUAAGCAACCAGCAGGACCAGGUAAGUAACUUUGUUCUCCAUCCGUUCGUCAUCCCCGAUCCCACCUGCUUGACUGCUUUGAUGCUUGCCCUAUUACUGUCUGCCCGUCUCCAAGCCCCAAUCCCCUUUAUCGUGCUGCUUCUUUGUUCCUUGACUUUACAUUUAAACCAGUAG